Molecule: messenger RNA, 1956 nt
Organism: Marmota flaviventris (yellow-bellied marmot)
Lineage: Eukaryota; Metazoa; Chordata; Mammalia; Rodentia; Sciuridae
Gene: Ccdc81
Product: coiled-coil domain containing 81
Cellular component (GO): microtubule organizing center
Source: RefSeq, a predicted model, not a curated record
AUGUUGGACACUAUCAUUCCUGCUCUUCAGGACCUGAGCAGGCAGGUGCUGCCCACGCUGCCCUUGCUGAGCCAGGAGGAAGUCUCUACUAUUUGGGGGAAUGUUUCAGAGUUUGUGGAGCGGCAGCUAGCCCUGCACAAGGGAGUUCAUAUUUCAGGAUUUGGAACUUUCACUUUCACGAGACAAAAGCUUGAAAUGGGAAACAAGUUUAUUCUAAUUCAGAGGCCUGUGUUUAUCAUGGCAGAGAAGUUAUUGCAGACUCAUGGGCUCAGUCAAAACAAAGUUUAUUCUCCUGGUGAUAUCCCAGUUGUUCCACUUAAUUUUAUCAUGAUAUCCCUGGAGAGUCCAUUUAACAGGGACACAGUGGAAGGAUGUGUUAAGGAGACAAUACUUUUUUUAUCACGAUCCAUUUCUAUCAAAAAAAAUGUGGAGUUUACAUUCAAAGGAAUUGGGGUCCUCGUGAUCAAAGAUGGCAAAGUGAAGAUGAAAUUUUAUAAGGACUUCCUUUGUAACAUGGAUGGAAGUGGGACUUUGAUCAAAGCCCUAGCAAACAGGCCCAACACUGUGGACUCGGUGUUGUCAAGCAGAGAGGCCUUGAAGAGGCGGCCUGGUAGUGUCCUUUUGUUUCCAAGGAUUGAGCACAAAGAGAUGGAGAACAAACCACCUAUGGAGACCAUUGCAGAAGAAGGUAGAGAGAAUAGACAAACAAAGAGCAAGGUGAAAGACCAGCCAGAAAAAGGAGAUGUCAAGGAAACCUUGGCACCCAAGAAAAUUCGAGAUAAACAAAUUAUGUUCCCAACUAAAUCAACCAGCUUGCCAGACCAGUUUGACCAUGGUGGGAAUGGUGGGACGAACGUAAUCUCUAGAAGCUCAUCAUCUUUAGCUUUUCUGAAAAAUGACAAUGAAACAAAGCCCAGAACAGACCUAGCCCCUGAUUGCCAGGAUCAUAAAAGGGCGGGACAGGAAAUGUGCUAUGUAUGUUUACAACGAGCAAAACGGAAUUUCCCGUUGUACUACAGUGAGGAGAGGAGAAGGGGAGCAAUAGAAGAAGAGCAACUCAUACAGCAACAUCAAAUAAUGAAAGAUCAGGAGGCUUUCUUCAAACACCAGAUUAAAAGUCUGGCUGCUAGAGAACAGAAUCAGAAAAAUGCUGCCUAUAAUCUUGGAGUUGCUGAAGCUAUAAGAAGUCACAAGAAUGAGAAACCUGAAUUUUAUAAAUCCUUCCUGUUUGAUAAACGGCCACUUAGUCCUGAGAUUAAUGCUAUUAAGCAAGAGGAAUAUUCCCAAAGUCUCUUGAGACAAAUGGCUAACAGACGGGAAAAGGAAAUAAAGCAAAGACAAAACAGAGAGUUGAUGGACCACCUAGAACAAGUACAGCUCACAGAGGAACUUGCUGCACAAAGAGCCAAAUAUUUAAAAGAUAAAAUGGAAGAAACACUGUGUUACAAGACAGCUUUGGAUGCUCAGAUGAAGAACAGACCCUCUCAGUUACCUGUGUUUGAACCGGACUCCUCUGAGCCCAUCUUUGGUAAGAAAAAGACUGACUGGCUGGUGGAAAAGCGAAAGCGGGAACAGGAUUACAUGAAGCACCAGCUGGAAACAGCUGCUAACCAGAAGAGGGAAGCCAUUCUGCACCAACUGGUGGAUCAGAAGCGGGACUUGGAGAUGCUUCAGAGGACAAGAAAGGAGUACUUGGCAGACAGAACUGCAGAGCUGGAGAGAGUGAACAAAAUGAACCAAUGCUUGCAGGAGGAUUGGGAAAAUAGCAUUGCAAUAAAGAAAGAGAAGGACCUGGAAGAAAAGUCUUUCGAACGGGCUUCCAACAAGCUGUUCCUUUUGGACCAGUGCAAGAAGUAUCAGCGUUGCAAACAGUGCCAGAGGUGCAUGUCCAAUACAGGCAAGAGCAACUUGUGGUACAUGAACAAGUUCCUGCAAGGCUCCCGGUUGCUUGUAUAA